GGCUGGAUUUGCCGGCCGACAUUUGGCGGUUUGCCAUUAUCUAGUGGAGAAGGUGUAAGGGAAACAUCAUGGAUACUAACGUUUGGAGUGAAUAUAACGAGAAUGUUUUGAGGUGUAAAUAUCCCUUACAUCGCUGUUGUAGGGACGGUGACGUAGAAAUGAUAGAAUAUUUAAUUACUUGCGUUCGUUAUUCCGUACAAACCGAAGAUUGUUUUCACAGUUGGACUCCUUUCCAUUGGGCAUGUCGUUUUGGUAAAUUGGAUUGUCUCCAGAAAUUAGCAUCCUAUCUUCCUUCUAAUACAAGUAUUGAUAUCAAAUCCUCAAGAAAUUUGCAAACUCCUCUUCAUAUAUCAGCUUUAGCAUGUCAAUCACAUUGUUUGCUUUGGUUAUUACAGGCUGGUGCUGAUGAAAAUAAUCAGGAUUCACUGGGAGAAACUGCUUUGCAUAAAGCUAUUAGAAGUGGAAGCAUAGAAUGUGCUGCAAUUUUAUUAUUAAAAAAUGCUGAUAUAAGAUUUUUCUACUACAAAGACCCAGAAUUUCUAGAGGAAAAGUUGCAUAAUAUUAAUGAUCAGAGUCCUAGUGAAUUAGCAACAGUAUGUGGUAAUUCCAUUUUAACAGUAUUAAUGGACAAGAUUAAUGAAUGCAUUGCUACAAAAAAUUUGACAGAUGCAGAAAACAUCUUGCAAACUGUGAUGAAAAAUUUUACUGCUGAAUUUCAUUUGCCGCUUUCUAUUCUGUCAGAAAUUAAAUCUAUAAAUAAUGAUAUAAAUUCAGUAGAAAAAGACUGUUCCAAUAUGCAGUAUGAAAUUUCUUCGCAAAAUAUAAAAAACAGUAGGAAAAGAUCAUUUACUGAAGAUGAUUCAGAAAUUUCAAAAAGAAAAAAACUAAAUGAAUCUGAACUCUAUUCCAAUCCAUCAGUGCUUUGUAAUAGUACUUCUGGUAUACCUUCUGAGGAACCAAUGAUACCAUGUAUUGUUCAGCAUCAAAGUUCAUUUGGAAUUCAAAUGCUUCAUGACAUUAAUAGACAUGUACCUCGUUGUUUUGGUCACUAUAUUUAAAAUACUCUUCAGUAUAUUAUAAUGUUAAGAAAGCUUUGUGAUUAAUUCUUCUGAAGAUCAAAACAUAAAUUUGUUAUGACUGCCUGUUAGCUUUUCAAUGUAAUUUAUGUUCUUGGAUUGUUUGAAUUCUGAAAAUAUUUACAGUUAAGUAACUUUGGGGUUUUAAUUUAAAAUAAUUUUUGUUACUAAUAUUCAAAAAUUAUAUGAGAGUAUGUGGGAUAUAGACCAAUAAUUUCAAAACACUUGCAUGAAUGAAAUGUUUUAAAUACCGUAAGUAUAUAUUGAAGUAAGAACGUGUAUAUCAGAUAGGCAUAGUUUAUUUAUUUUUCAAUGACCUAGAUUCAUUUAUAAUUAUUUUAGUUAACUUUGCCAUUAUCGUAAACUUGUAAGCUUGAAUUCAUAGUAGAGUACUUAUCAUUUGUAAUUACUUUUAGUAGUAUAUGAGAUUAUAAACAAAUGUAUUCCAUAAAAAUUCUUCGGAUGUUGAAGAAUAGCAAUUUUGUAUAGGAGAUUGUGAUUUGCAUUAUUCAUUGCAUUUAUUAAUAGCUACUGCUGGAUAUUAAAACCUUUAAUAAUAAUUUAUAACAAUUGUAAUGUGAUAAAUUGAAUUUUUAAGAUUUAUGCAUUUCAUAAGAAUCUCCAUUUUACUGUUGCAGUAUAUUUUUUAUUUAUAGAUGUAUAUUUUAAUAUUUCAUAACUUAAAAACAUUUGUGAAGUCAAAUGUAUUGUGCUGUUGUGAUAAUAUUCAUAACUAAGAAUAUUAUUGUAUGCUAUUCACUGCUAAAAAAUAGGGUUGUUUUGCUUCCCAUGGAAGCAAUCCUUUAUCAAAAUGAACUUUUUUAAUAGUUACGUAGAAAUAUAUAAAUAUAUUAUGGCUUUUUCUAUAUGAUUAAAUGUUAUUAGUUUAGUUAGUGGCAUGAAAAAAGUUAAAGCCACAUUGGUUUAAUUUAUUGUAAAUAAAAAGUUAUAUAAUGAGUGUUGUUGUAAUGUUUUUAAUUUUGAAUUCAGUCACUUUAUAUAAUUAAUAUAUUCUCAAUAAAACAUAUAGGAACUAUAAAAAUUAAAUUAUAAAUAUGAAGAAAAAAAAAAUGUCCAAAUCUUAGGAAUGAAUACAUUUGUUAGUGGCAAUAACUAGAAAGAAGAUGACAAGUCACAAUGUUGUGUAUUGCAUCACAAUUCAGAUGGACAUAUCCAUAUUGUUGGGUCUCUCUACCCAAUAUUGAUAAGUACUUUCUAUCCAUUCUCCAUCUAUGUCCAAGUGCUCUAUGUACCUUUCACCAAAGACUUAAUUUUAUUGUUUUGAAUUUAUAAAAUUUUACAAGUUGUUUGCAUUACCCUGUGUUAGAUGUCGAGGAAUACAAUUCUUGCCAUAUUUAUCUUC
This is a messenger RNA of Centruroides sculpturatus (bark scorpion), 2439 nucleotides long. Its product is annotated as serine/threonine-protein phosphatase 6 regulatory ankyrin repeat subunit A-like. The record is from RefSeq and is a predicted model, not a curated record. NCBI's taxonomy places the organism in Eukaryota, Metazoa, Arthropoda, Arachnida, Scorpiones, Buthidae. Bases 69 to 1058 code for a protein of 329 amino acids. Gene Ontology annotation, molecular function: protein binding. The transcript has 7 exons.